Messenger RNA from Oncorhynchus gorbuscha (pink salmon), 2881 nucleotides. Its product is annotated as gap junction delta-2 protein-like. Gene Ontology annotation, biological process: cell communication. The record is from RefSeq and is a predicted model, not a curated record. The coding region runs from base 295 to 1227 and encodes 310 amino acids. Gene Ontology annotation, cellular component: connexin complex. Lineage: Eukaryota; Metazoa; Chordata; Actinopteri; Salmoniformes; Salmonidae. The transcript is spliced from 2 exons.
GAGAGGAGGAGAGGCAGACGGCACCACUCCUCUGCCAGGAAGAGAAGAGCACAACGGGACCGGACCGAGGGAGGGCACACACGUUCACCCCCACACAGUCACUCCCAUAGAGAACCAUCGGCCAGGUCAACGAGUAGAGGUCAGAAGAAGCUGGUGUGGGACGGGGGCGGAUGCGCCCCCUCUGGCUGGGGACCGUCAGGAGCGCUGAGCCCAGGAGGAGGGGGAGGAGGAGCGGGAGGAAGAGGGGAAGAGCCCCGGAGACCCGGUUCCUCCUUAGGCUGAAUCUGUCUUUCAAUGACCAUGGGGGAGUGGACCAUUCUGGAGCGGCUGCUCGAGGCUGCUGUCCAGCAACAUUCUACCAUGAUUGGGAGGAUCCUGCUGACCGUAGUAGUGAUCUUCCGUAUUUUGAUAGUAGGUAUAGUGGGUGAAAAAGUCUAUGAGGACGAGCAGAUAAUGUUCAUCUGCAACACUAUGCAGCCGGGCUGCAACCAGGCCUGCUACGACAAGGCCUUCCCCAUAUCCCACAUCCGCUUCUGGGUCUUCCAGAUCAUCUUGGUGUGUACGCCCAGCCUAUGCUUCAUCACCUACUCUGUGCACCAGUCCGCCAAGCAGCGUGACCGCAGUUACUCCAUGCUACACCCCUACAUAGACCACGGUCAUGCAAGUCACCACAGUCGCGGAGGCGACCACCACGCCCGCAAGCUGCGCAACAUCAACGGCAUCCUGGUGCAGAACCCCGACAGUGGCAAGGAGGAGCAGGACCUGGAGGUCAAGGAGAUCCCAAAUGUACCCCGGGGGCUCACGCAGGCCAAGAGCGCCAAGGUGCGGCGGCAGGAGGGCAUCUCCCGCUUCUACGUCAUCCAGGUGGUGUUCCGUAACGUGCUGGAGAUCGGCUUCCUGGCAGGCCAGUACUUCCUGUAUGGCUUCAACGUGCCAGGGAUGUUUGAGUGUGACCGUUACCCCUGCGUGAAGGAGGUGGAGUGUUACGUGUCACGCCCCACAGAGAAGACGGUGUUCCUGAUCUUCAUGUUUGCGGUGAGCGGCAUCUGUGUGCUGCUCAACCUGGCCGAGCUCAACCACCUGGGCUGGAGGAAGAUCAAGACGGCCGUCAGGGGUGUUCAGGCCCGCAGGAAGUCCAUCUGUGAGGUGCGUAAGAAGGACGUGUCGCAUGUGUCCCAGGCCCCCAACCUGGGCAGGACCCAGUCCAGUGAGUCAGCCUAUGUCUGACAGAGGCUCCUCCAAAUGGGGGACCUGGACCUCUGGACCGAGCACAGAUUUCUCUGGGGAGGACGAACACUCAAUCCAGCUCCCCCCACCCUGAGGGGCACUAACUUUACACUGCAACAUUAUUCAGGGGUGCAGAGGGACUUCACAUGGUCAUACUGGAGGAUUAUUGGAGAGAAGAGCUUUUUGGACUCUACAGGAGAGAGAAAGUACCUAAAUGGCAGUUGAGAUACUAACUAAAGUUAGAUUUAAACUGUUGGGAGUGUUGUGCCUUCCAAGAGAACACACUGGAUAAAGAGGAGAUGGAACUAAUUACUGUAAGAAUAUGAAUUAAGGAUAGUUCAAAUUAAGAAAUGUCUCACAUAAAUAUAUUAUCUUUGCCUUUGUGAGAGGUCAAACAUUGUCCCUUCAUUUAUUUAAGUAUGCGUGCAUAUGCAAGAACGUAUGUGUGAGCAUGCAUGCGCAUAUGUGUGUGUGUGUGUGUGUGUGUGUGUGUGUGUGUGUGUGUGUGUGUGUGUGUGUGUGUGUGUGUGUGUGUGUGUGUGUGUGUGUGUGUGUGUGUGUGUGUGUGUGUGUGUGUGUGUGUGUGUGUGUGUGUGUGUGUGUGUGUGCGCAAGAGAUAAGGCAGUGUGUAUGUCCUUUGUUCUGCAGAGUCAGAGCAGAGACGAUGGGUGAAGUUGAGUUGCUGAGGGAAUGAAAACAUUCCUUCUUUCCGUUAUUUUCUUUCCCUGCGGCAGAUCCACUAUAAGGAGGAGCCAAGCAGAGGAGAAGCACCUUUUAUCAUCCCCUUAGAAACCCAGAAAAGAAGGCUUUAAAAUGUUUUCAAAAAUCAACACCAAAACUACACCUCAGCACAAACUGGAACCCCUGUCCCCGUCCCUGUCCCCGUCCCGUCCCCCUGUCCCCCUGUCCCCCCUGUCCCCCCGUCCCCCUGUCCCCCCGUCCCCCUGUCCCCCAAUCCCCUAUCGCUGUAUAAUGCAUUAUUUUACAAGACUGACUACAGUAUGAAGCACUAAAGGAAUGAAUGGGAUUCCAACCAGCCGUUAUUCCUCCAUUACACAGGAAACAGAAGUAUUUACUCACCGAACAUUUGAACAUUUUUAACCCACAAGUUUUUGCUUUACUAUCGAAUUUGGUGCCAUAUUUCCAAGUUACUGUAAAUAAUUGAAUGUAAUAAUAAUUGCAUAAAGCCAGCUUAUUCCCCUAUGAGGCAUGGGUGGGUGGGGGAAUGGCGGUGUUGGGUUGGGUGCUGGGAUUUGGGUGGUGCUAGAGAUUAAUCAUAGAUUGCCAGCUUUAAGAAUAUAUCAUAUUAAUGUGCUCUUUGUUAAGCUUUUGUUCUAGAAUGGAAACUGUAAGUUCCAAAAAAGUAUUUUUCCCCUCCUAUGGACUUUGAAAAAGGCAUGUACUGAAGCAUUCAUAGAAUGGAUAGAUUGUGUUAUGACAUGUAAUUAAAAAAAGAGACUGUUUAAUUUAUUUGCAUCCUGCUCCUGUGACAUGUAAUAAUCAGCAUGUGUUAAGAUUAAAAAUGAUAUAUGAGAUGUGAACAUAGCACCCUGUAAUGGGGAUAUGGGGAGCGAAUAUUGGAAAGGCUCCAGAAUUGCAGCAAUAAUAUUAAUAUUAUAUUGCAGAAAAAAAUAAAUGAAUAAAUAUAUAAAUA